Messenger RNA from Kwoniella shivajii, 1686 nucleotides. RefSeq lists its product as uncharacterized. Bases 1 to 1686 code for a protein of 561 amino acids. Lineage: Eukaryota; Fungi; Basidiomycota; Tremellomycetes; Tremellales; Cryptococcaceae. The transcript has 5 exons. The record is from RefSeq and is a predicted model, not a curated record.
AUGUUGGAAAUCUUUCUGAAAGUCGUGUGCGCGGCCUCUGGUCUGACGGCCAAAUGGCAGGCAUAUGUGUUUUUGCGUCUGCUGCCCCUGGGAUCGCAUUAUCUGCCUGUCAUAUACACGUCUGCCGCUGUGUAUCUCACUACAUGGCUAUUGGCAUACUUCCGGGGAUCGCGCAACGCUCGAAUUAGCUCAACAUCUCUGCACAUGAGGUGCAUCGUGCUCAUAUGCGGAAUACCCGAUCAUCGAUAUCCUUAUCUUACUUGGCUCGGGGUCGGCCUUACUCUACUGGCACCUUUGUUUUCUGCUGACUUCGUAUAUCGAGCCCACUACCUUCACCCUGCAAUUGAUCUCAGCUUCGCUAGACUCGGCUGGACUGGUCACGAUACGGCGAGUCUGUUAAUACGGCUGCCAGAGGCGAAGUUUUACAAUCUCACGUAUUAUCCAUCAACGAGCAAGCACGACCAAUCCAGGCUCGUUCAGCUCUCCUCAUUGACACCAGCGACCGACUUCACGCUCCCCAUAAUCCUGGAUGGCUUGCGGCCUGAUACCGAAUAUAAUUACUACAUAAACGCAGAGAUUUCAGGGACUUUCACCACCAGACGAAACGCGACCGAUUUGGAAGCAUUUACCAUUCUAAGUUCUAGCUGUCUUAAGCCAGGAUGGCCGUACAGCCCACUAGCACACCCUCUCGAAGUCAAAGGAUUUUCCGAAGUGGACCAUUACGUCAGGACGAUGGACCGGCUGCCGGAAGCUAUGUUGUUUCUCGGCGACUUCAUCUAUUCCGACCUUCCUUAUCCUGUAUCUGAAUAUACCAACACGUAUUAUCGUCAGCUUUACCGCCAAGUCUACUCUAGUCCGUCAUGGACACCCUUACUUCGGAGUAUACCUUGGCUUCACAUGUUUGACGAUCAUGAGAUCAUCAAUGAUUUUGCCCCUGAUUCCCCGCACAAUCAUGCGAUGUUUAAAAGUGCGAUGGAGCCCUACGUAUCAUACCAGCAGACCGUCAACCCAUUACCGCUGAGCUCCGAGCAGCCGACGUAUUUCUCAUUUGAGAUUGGUGCAGUCUCAUUCUUCGUCCUUGAUAAUAGAUCUUACAGGUCUACACCACCUCAUCGACCUGGGAAAAACUCAACGGCCGGUCAUGGAGAAAGAACAAUGCUAGGAGAGUUACAGCUGAUGGCGGUGAAGCGAUGGGUGGAAAUGCAGGGAAGAAAAGAAGGAAGGUUACUGGUUUUAGUGUCCGGCGUCCCUGUGACUAGGAAUUGGUCAGAAGGCAAAGAUGAGCUUGACUCUUGGGCGGGCUAUCUCGAUGAACGAGAAAUCAUUUUGGAGGAACUUUGGUCAGUCGGAGGCGCUGUCAUUAUUUCCGGUGACAGACACGAGCAUGCCACGACCCUUCUACCGCCUCCGGCUUUCUCAAUCAUUCCGGCGACGUCUGCUGUCAUUGAAUUCUCCACGUCACCCUUGUCCUUCUUCCAUCAACCAUGGACUAGGGAGUAUUUGCCGCAUCUACCAACUGAUGUACCGCUACACCAUCAGUGGAAAGGAGACACUCGCUUCGGUGUGUUCGACUUUGAUACGUCUGGAUUGCAUCCGAUCGUCAACUUCAAGCUUCUCGUCGAUGGUGAGGAGGAGUGGCGUUACGCUUGGACUAAAGGCGCACAAAUCAAAGCCAAUGGACAAUAG